AUGAUGUUCUUCAAGUAAGAUUUUAUAAGUGGUAUUGUUUAAGCUUUUAGCGUUUCUUCGCUGGUUUUAGUUCGGUGCUAGACCCUCUAUUGGCUCAAGACAACUGUACCUUGGAGACAAUUCUUGACGAGGACACUUUACAAGAAAUCAAAAUAAAUGGUGCAACAAAAUUUGGCAAUUUGUAAGCAUUUUUGAUUUAUUAGAGUGUCACAAAGAAUAUAGAAACAUUUAGUAAGAUGGUGGGAUACUUGUGUGUGAAUGAGGAUGAGGAAUAUAACGAGAAGACUUAGAUUAGGUAAAAUGAUUAAACUUAAAAAUCAUAAGAUACCCCUUCAUGAUUAGUGAGGCAAUAGGGAAUGAGAACAUCCCAAUCAUAGAUUAUCUAUUCGAAGCAGAUAAAUCGAGUCCAAAUUAUGAGCAGAAUGAAGAAAUUAGACGGGAAUUCCUACCCAAGAUUUUCGAUAUCUUAGAUAGGGAUUACUUGAAUGUGACUCUUGCCAGUUAUUUAUCCAAAGUGGUGUGUGCAAUCAUCAGGAGAAGAGGUUUUGACGUAUUUAUUGUGCAUAAUCAUACAAGCUGUGGAGAUUCCUUUCUCAGCCAGAACAUAAAUCAAUUUUGAGUAAUUUGAUUAAGAAUUUGGAUGUAUUCCAUGUUGCUGAAAUCAUUGAAAAGUUGAUCAUACUCGACACCAAUCAAGAACAAUAAGACAAUCAAACUGUCUUCUUGGAGGAGAGAAGCGAUCUCCUGCGUCGAGUGAUUCGAGUCUUCGAAUACAAAACUCAUCAAAAUGACAUCACUGAUAAUUGUAGUCAUAUAAUCAUUGAAAUCCUCAAUAAGACAGAACUGUUCCUUUCUGUCCUUAACAUCCCUGAAAAAUUCUUUGCCAUUGCUGUAACAUCAUCACCCUAUUUCUAAGUUAAAUUCCAGCUCAGCAACUGUAGUUUCAGUGUUAAUCACUCUACUCGAAGCCACUCAUCGAUACGUACAACAGCAACAAGAGAAGAACCCCUCUUACCAAUUUAGUUAUAACUAAUACUACCCCAUUGCCUAAGAGUUCAAGAAUGCCUUGUUGGCUGAAAAGAUAUCAAUUAGUAAUUUCAAUUAAUUAUUCAAGGCGCUUUCAAUACUACCUAUGGAUUAACAUAACAGCCAUUUAGCUAGAUGAAAUUGAAAUUGCUACAAUUGUAUCUAACCAUCUUACGGUUUAAUGAUAUCGAUUUGAUCAAUCAAUUUGAUCAUAAAGGAAUUUAUGCAUAACUUAUGAAGUUUAUCAUCGAAUACGAAUUCAACAAUCAAUUGCAAAAUCACUUCUAUGAAAUAACAGUCUUCAUUUUUGAUAGACCCUAAUUCGAGGAUAUUCAAAAUGAUUUCUUAUCCUUAGAUCUUGCAUCUUUCAUUAUGAAAUACAAUAGAUACGAAAAAGAAAUCAUAGGAGCCUUGAAUUCUCAAAUCAGAAGAGGCUAUGUGGGUAUUUUAAGCAAAUUGGCAUAUUAUUUCAUCCACAAAUUUGAUAAGAAUUAACAAUGGAAUCAGUAUGUCGAGGAAGUGCUUGAGUCCGUUAGAAAUGUUGAAAAUCAAUAUAUGUUGGGAGUGAACCCAAGACCUAAGAUUCCUAUUGACACAAAUGAUGAAGGUAUGAAUGAAAUGUUUAGAGUACUAUUAUUAAUUAACAAACUUAGAACUUUUAAAAGAACAAAAUAUCUUAAAGCAGUCAACAACAACAAGCUCAAUAAUAAGAUCAAUAGCCAACAGUGGAAGUGGAGGAAGAAACAGAAGAAUAACAAAACGAUGAUGAUCAAGAUGACAACUUCUAGGCUAUUCAAGGAGAAGAUGAUUAAGUUGAAUCUGUCAACUCCAAGAAACCAGAGAUGUUGAUUGAUGUUGAGGAAAUUGAGAAAGUUAUUAAUAGUCCAGAAACCAGUCCUAAAGUUGGUAAUCCAAACAUUCAUGUAUUUUAGUUGAAUAAAUUAUCUAAUUCUAAGAACAAAACUUAAGGACCUCUCCUUAAGCUAGUGAAAUCAUCACUGAUCAAACUGUCAAUAAAUAUUGGAAGGCUCACGAAGGCUUGGAACAUCAAGAACCUGGUAGAAAGGGUUCAUAGGAUGAUAUUCACAAGCAUUAAUCUGAUCAUCACGAUUAAUUGAAACAUGAAGAAAGCCAAAAGGAAAAUUAAGAACAUCAUGAAUAAGAAUAGUAAAUUCAACCCAAAGAGAAUAUGUAAAUUGAAGUUUAGGAAGUUAAGGUGGAAAUAAUUAAUUCACCCGAAGAAAAGUAAUAAUAAUAAUAGCAAUUGGAAGAAGAAUAAUAAGAAUAAGAAAAUAAGUAAUAAGAAGUCUAAGAAGAAUUAAUCAGUUGA
Messenger RNA from Paramecium octaurelia, 2356 nucleotides. Lineage: Eukaryota; Ciliophora; Oligohymenophorea; Peniculida; Parameciidae. The record is from the annotation of a GenBank genome assembly.